GCCUGACAAGAAACCAUGGUCAAGCGAGUUGCAAUCAUUGGAGCUGGUGUGAGUGGCCUCACCUCCAUCAAAUGCUGCUUGGAAGAGGGGCUGGAGCCUACCUACUUUGAAAGGAGUGGCGACAUUGGAGGCCUAUGGCAAUUCACAGAAUAUGUUGAAGAAGGCAGGGCUAGCCUUUAUAAAUCUGUUGUUACGAACAGUAGCAAAGAGAUGUCCUGUUACUCAGAUUUUCCUUUCCCAGAGGAUUUUCCAAACUUUGUGCCACACUCAAAAUUUUUGGAAUAUCUCAAGAUGUAUGCGAACAAGUACAACCUUCUGAAAUGUAUCCAAUUCAAGACCGUUGUCUGCAAUGUGAAAAAAUGUCCAGAUUUCUCUACCUCUGGCCAGUGGGAGGUAACCACUGAACAUGAAGGGAAGAAAGAGUCAGCCAUAUUUGAUGCGGUCAUGGUCUGCACUGGUUAUCUCACUGACCUGUUUUGGCCACUAGAUACUUUACCAGUUUUGUUCAUUGGUUGGUUACCCUGCAGCCUCCAAUCAUCAAAUCUAACAUGGCCUGGGAUAGUGGCUUGGAACUUUGUCAUCCACAUUUUUGAUAUUGGGUUGAGCUACCAGGACACCCUCUAG
This is a messenger RNA of Trichosurus vulpecula (common brushtail), 624 nucleotides long. RefSeq names its product dimethylaniline monooxygenase [N-oxide-forming] 1-like. The transcript is spliced from 4 exons. Bases 16 to 624 code for a protein of 202 amino acids. NCBI's taxonomy places the organism in Eukaryota, Metazoa, Chordata, Mammalia, Diprotodontia, Phalangeridae. Gene Ontology annotation, molecular function: N,N-dimethylaniline monooxygenase activity; flavin adenine dinucleotide binding; NADP binding. The record is from RefSeq and is a predicted model, not a curated record.